This is a messenger RNA of Exophiala oligosperma, 1266 nucleotides long. RefSeq lists its product as uncharacterized. Gene Ontology annotation, molecular function: DNA-binding transcription factor activity. The transcript has a single exon. The record is from RefSeq and is a predicted model, not a curated record. Gene Ontology annotation, biological process: regulation of DNA-templated transcription. Lineage: Eukaryota; Fungi; Ascomycota; Eurotiomycetes; Chaetothyriales; Herpotrichiellaceae. The coding region runs from base 167 to 820 and encodes 217 amino acids.
GUAUGUCGAGAGGUAUAAGUCUCUUCGGGUUUCUCCCCCAAAGGAGUGCAUCGCAGUUCAAAGACACACCACAUUUGCCUUACUGACAGAGAGCUUGACUAUUGUUGAACACUUAAACCACGCAGACUCGACUACCUUUUUACCUUUGAUACUCGGCCUCAAGGACAUGUCGACAAUGCAGACCUCUGCAGAUCUCACUUCUGAUUUUUAUCAAAGCAAUCUGAUGACCCAGUAUUCCGAUUGGUCGUUUCUUCCCUCGACGUAUCCAGACAACGACUCCAACCGUGUUGUGGACUUCUUUCUAGAUUUGCUUCAAGACCAAAGUGCCCAAGCAGAACACAUUCGUCGAGCAUCAAGCAUUAUCGAAAGCGAUUCUUCCGACGUUAUUUCCUCGAGCCACCAAUUGUCGGACGCAUACAUCAUGCCGGAAGAAAUGCCCAGCCCUGCACCAAGCACAACUUAUACUCUGCACAGUUCACAUUCCGCUGAAAAUACCCCACUUCAAGGAGUGCUUGUCCCAGGCAUGCUAUCCGAAAAAGACCGGAGGCACCGUCGAAGGGAGCAGAACCGUAAAGCGCAACAUGCUUUCAGAGAGAAGCGAAAAGUUGAAGCCCGCAAAGUGGAAAAUGAACUUGCCGAGUUAAAGUCGCAACUCGCUAGACUCCGACACAACGCUGCGACUUCGGGAUGGACAAUCUGUGUGAAAUGUCGAAACUUCUACCCUCCCGGCGUAAAUGCGAGUAUGGAUGCAGAUGCUGAGCCUAGAACUCCACCCUACCUUGAGAGCCUUGUUCCUGGGUUCAUCAAUGAAAAGUGGUGACAAUCCCCGUUGGACGACGAAGACAUCAGCCAGCCUUUUUGCUCACCUGUGCGUCUGCAAAGCUGGAAAACAUACUGAUAAGACACGAUACUUGUCGUAACGCCGACUGUCAAAAGAAAGGCGACUGCUGCGCAAAAGUUCAAAGAUCUUCCCACCAUGAAUCUUCACGAGCCACGGACGACGCUGGCUCCAAGCCGAAUUCUCCGCGCCGUGUUCAGGAACUGGACAAAUUGCCGGAAUAGCGCUUCGAUUGAUACGAGUAUGAAGCAGACAGGGGAAGACCACUCGGCUCGAAGACCAUAUAGGAGCCGAGAGGAAUCGGAUUCGAUCAAUCAUGGUAAUAUUAGGGGCGAUGAAAGUGAACAGAAGUAAUUUUACACCAAUUUCUGUACGAAGGUUUCUCUAUCAAUGGUGAGAAACACAGAUCCGUAUGAAAAGAAAUGCAG